GUAGGUACAGUUUUAGAACAUCUCGGUUGAUCAGCAGCCAAUUUUAUCCCUAUAAUAAUUUAUGAAAACCUUUAAUCGAAUAGAAGCUAAACUCUCCCUUCUCUCUUUCUUUUCCUCCUUCAAAUACUACAAUUACUGACUUUUCCACCCUGCAAACCCGCAGUAUUCAUUACAUCGCCUAAAAACAGAGGGAUUUAACUGCAUUAUAUGAGCCAUGGUGAAAGCUCAUGAUGGAUUUGUUUCACUUCCCAUUUAUCUCCUCAUCUUGUUGGUAUUAUCAUGUUUUAUGAUUCCAAAUGCGGCAGCGCUACCAUCAAAUCCCGAGAAUCAGGUCCGGUACCCACGUCCAAGUAUUAGUCCAACAAUGGCCAUUAUCAUAGUGGUUCUCAUAGCUGCCUUGUUUUUCGUUGCACUUUUCUCGAUUUACAUUCGCUACCGCAUCUCCACUAAUGGUAACAGCAUCCUCCAAACACUUUCCACGCGCCGCCGCCCUUCUGCUGCAACACGUGGACUCGACAAUUCAGUCAUCGAGACUUUCCCCACCUUUGCAUACGCCGAAGUGAAGGAUCAUCAUAUUGGCAAGGAUGGUUUGGAGUGCGCAGUAUGCUUGAACGAGUUUGAAGACGACGAAAAGCUGCGGUUGAUCCCAAAGUGUGAUCACGUGUUCCACCCUGAAUGCAUCGGUGCUUGGCUCAAGUCUCACGUCACUUGCCCCGUUUGUCGAGCUGACCUUACUACUCCUCAACCUGAUGAACCGCCAGUUAAAGCCCAUGAGGUACUAAACCGUGAUCAAGAAGGGACAGAGAAUCUGCAGCAAAAUAAGGAAAUUUCAAUACAAAUAGGGAGUGAUGAAAAUUUAAAACAGCAAGAGGAUCCCUCUAGUGUUAAGCGAUUGAGUUUCGACGUGCCGAACCAGCCACCAAGAUCGUUUUCUAUAAAGAGACCAAAGAUGUUGAACAAGUUUAGGUCACACUCGACUGGCCAUUCAUUGGUGGUACCGGGGGAGAAUUUGGACAGGUACACUCUCAGAUUAUCAGACAAUGUUAGAAAAGAGGUAAUGAACCGGGCACUACUAAACCGGACAAAGAGUUGUGCAGUCACUUUACCAAGACAUGGUAGCACUAAAAUAGAGUACAGAAAAGGUGUCGGGAAGGAAAGCAAUAACGAAGUCUCAAUACAAAUAGAGACCGAUGAAAAUUUGAUGGUACAACAAGAGAAGACCUGUAAUGUUACGCCAAAUUUGAGUAUCAACGUGCCGAAGCGGCCGCCAAGGUCGCUUUCUAUAAAGAGACCAAGGACAUUGAGCAGGUUUAGAUCAUUCUCGACUGGCCACUCAUUGGUGAUAGCGGGGGAGAAUUUGGACCAGCAUACUCUUAGAUUACCGGAGAAUGUUAGGAAAGAGGUAAUGAACCGGGCAUUGCUGAACCGGACAAAGAGUUGCGCUGUCACUUUAUCAAGAUUUGGUAGCACUAGAAGAGGGUACAGAACCGGAAAUGGAGAAGGAAGAAAGAUUGUACCACCAUUCUUUACUAGAGGUCCAUCGUUGAAGUCACCAAAAAUAAUGGCUGAUAUCGAAGAGGGGUCCAAUUCACGCAGUGUAAAAAUGGCAAUCAAAAUGCCGUCGUUCCAAUGCUUGGAGCCAAAAGGUGAUGAAGCCAGUUUGCUGACAAAUGAGUUGGCUUGAACUCUAGUUUAAAAAACUCAAGCCUGUUUGGUGAUGGCUGACUCGGCAUAUCUUCCGAUUUAUCCUGGAUCCUUAAUUUGGUGCCAGUGCCAGUUUAAUGAGUGUUUAAUAGCGGAAAAGAAAACUUUUUGUGCGCCGGCCGGCAAGUGAGAAAGCAUGAUCCAUACUAGUUUUGUUGCAAAGUACAAUGCCAAAAGUUGAAAUUCAAGAUUGUCGAUUUCUAGAAAUUCUUUAAAAUGUUGAUAUUGUUUACGAACAAAUAAUUUUCAACUUUUUGGUUUUUGCGGGGUUAGAGGACUUUCAAGUGUGUUUAUCUAGUUGGUUUGAGACACCUUCAAUGAUGUAAUUAUGUUUUUGGUUCUCGGUUUCAUUCUUCAACGCAAUUUUAAUACAAGAAAAUAGAAAAGCUGAAAGAAAAUAUACUUGAUACUA
Molecule: messenger RNA, 2116 nt
Organism: Nicotiana attenuata
Lineage: Eukaryota; Viridiplantae; Streptophyta; Magnoliopsida; Solanales; Solanaceae
Product: E3 ubiquitin-protein ligase ATL31-like
Exons: 1
Coding region: 215-1684 (489 amino acids)
Source: RefSeq, a predicted model, not a curated record